GUUUCUUUAGAAAAUAUUUUUUGACUUUUUAGUUUUUGGUAAACCAGAUUUUAGAGGAUGUCAGAAAGAAGCAAUAGAGUGUGCUUUAAGGGGUAUUUUUGGACUAUAUUAUUUCUUUUUGACAAAAGAUGAUUAGGAGAAGAUAUUUUUAUUAUUGCACCCACUGGAAUGGGCAAAAGUUUAUGUUAUCAAUUGCCAGCAAUUGUUGUUGAUCAUGGCGUUACAAUUGUUGUUUCACCACUACUUGCAUUAAUGAAUAAUCAAGUGGACAUUCUAUGUGCGAAAAAUUUACCAGCAGCAACAUUAAACUCUACUACUUCUAUAGAAAACAGAAAACGGAUUUUAGAGGAUUUAGCAUGUGGACAUCCUCAAGUUAGACUUCUUUAUGUAACCCCAGAGCUUCUUUCAACAGAAAAUUUUAGAAAUAAACUACUUAAUGUUUAUCAACAUGGAGAGUUACAUAGAUUCGUCAUUGAUGAAGCCCAUUGUGUUUCUGAGUGGGGACACGACUUUAGAAAAGAUUAUAAAUUGCUAUCAUUUUUAAGAAAGAAAUACCCAAAAAUACCUAUUAUGGCUUUGACUGCUACAGCUACUGAAAAAGUUAGAUUAGAUAUUGCUAAAAUAUUAGGACUUCCAGCGCCACCUACGCUUAAAGUUUUUAUAGAGCCAUUUUCUAGAAAAAACUUGCAUUUCGAAGUACGUUUUAAAUCAGAUGGAAAAGAUCAUUAUGAAGAUUUUCGUAAAUUUAUACUUUCAGUUUAUGCUAGAAAAAAAAAAAGAUUAUUUCUUGAAAAUAAAAAUUUUAUUGAUCAGAAUGGUGGGAACUAUGAUAUACCCGUCUCCAUUUGUGGAAUAAUAUAUGCUAAAAAAAGAGGUACAUGUGAAGAAGUUGCUGAAAGACUUAAAAAUGAUGGCAUUAAUGCUCAAUCAUAUCAUGCAGGAUUGUCCUCUACAAUGCGUGAUAAAACUAUGAAGCUUUGGUAUGAAGGAAAAAUAGAUAUAAUUGUAGCAACUAUUGCAUUUGGGAUGGGAGUUGAUAAAGAAGAUGUACGGUUUGUGGUGCAUUGGGAUAUGUCAAAAAGUAUGGAAGCAUAUUAUCAAGAAGCAGGUCGUGCAGGAAGAGAUAAUAAAACAAGUCGUUGUAUAUUGUAUUAUUCAAGAGAAGAUCGUGACAAAACUCGAUAUAUUUUGCAUCAGGAGAAAGAGCAAAAAAAACGAAAAAGGGAAUCAGAAGGAAAUGAUCUUUCUAAUAUAAAUAGUUUUGAAAUGCUAGUAAAAUAUUGUGAGAAUGUAACAAAGUGUAGACAUUUAUUUUUAGUUGAAUAUUUCAGUGAAACAAUUUCAGAAAAUUCAAAUAAUCAAUAUUGUAUUAAAUCGUGUGAUAUAUGUAAAAAUCCUGAAAAAGUAAAAAUUAAUAAAAUUUCAGAAUUAACAGAAGAGUCAUCUUUUGAUCAAUUCCAGUCUUUACCUUCAACACCAGAAAGAUAUCCAGAAGACAACGUAUUAGGAAUUUUAAACACUUGUAAAAGAAAUAGUAGAUAUGAUAGAAUUAAUUCAGAAAGUGAUGAAGAAAUACCUAUAGAUCUAACUUCUUCACAAUUUAAAAAGUCAAAUAUUGUUGACGAAGUUUUACAUAAAAAAAAAGAAAAUGAAUAUAGAGCAUGGUUAUUUGGGAAAAAAAUUCCUUCUAAUAAUUUUAUUAUUUCUGAAAAUAAAGAAAAUCACAAAGUUAUUAAUGAAUUUGAAUUUGAAUCUGAAGUAUAUAAAGAACUUUUAUCAAAGCUUACAUGUGCAUUAUCGACAAAAAUUGACAUUCAUAUAAGAAUAACUUUUUAUAAACAUAUAAAAUCCUCACUUUCUGAAACAAUUAAUGAUGAUUCUUCAAAUUAUAAAUCAGACAUGUGGAAUGCUUUAAAUGCAUCGUAUUUAACAAAAACAGAAAAAAUUCAAGUUGUCGAUAUGGUUGCAAUAGAUAUUGAGGCAACUACUUUUCUUAAAAGCUGUACAACAAAUUUUUAUCAUAAUGUUGCUGUUCAUAAGCUUAGAGAUGCAAAACUAUGUACUCUUGGAAAGUUUUCACCAACUAAUGAAGUAUGGCAAGCUUUAAUAUCUGCUGUUAAAAAUAUUAACUAA
Molecule: messenger RNA, 2133 nt
Organism: Pneumocystis jirovecii RU7
Lineage: Eukaryota; Fungi; Ascomycota; Pneumocystomycetes; Pneumocystales; Pneumocystaceae
Exons: 13
Coding region: 169-2133 (654 amino acids)
Biological process (GO): double-strand break repair via homologous recombination
Cellular component (GO): chromosome; cytoplasm
Molecular function (GO): 3'-5' DNA helicase activity; four-way junction helicase activity; nucleic acid binding
Source: RefSeq, a predicted model, not a curated record